Messenger RNA from Penicillium cinerascens, 1488 nucleotides. RefSeq names its product GATA-type sexual development transcription factor NsdD (gene nsdD). Gene Ontology annotation, biological process: regulation of DNA-templated transcription. Bases 1 to 1422 code for a protein of 473 amino acids. Gene Ontology annotation, molecular function: sequence-specific DNA binding; zinc ion binding. The record is from RefSeq and is a predicted model, not a curated record. The transcript is spliced from 4 exons. Lineage: Eukaryota; Fungi; Ascomycota; Eurotiomycetes; Eurotiales; Aspergillaceae.
AUGGGGUCUUUGGAAGCCGCACCAAGGCACAGAGACCCUUUGCCCGCCAUCGGCUUCCUAGGCAAGGACGGUUCGGGGUUCGCUCCCAAACACGCUGUCUCUUCGCCCAUCCCCCUCCACACCUCCAACAUGUAUUCCGGUCAACAACUACCCUACUCCUACGCGCCGCCCGCGACGACCGCCCCCUCCCAACCCGGCUACAUCUCACCGCCAGAGUCGCGUCGGGUUCUCGAGGACGAGAAAGACAAGACCACGCCGCGCCAGUCCCUUCCCUCCAUACACGAGGCCCUCGACCUUCCCUAUCCCGCUCCCACCUCCGCUCCUCAAUCACAACCCGGGCAUACCGCACCGCCCUCACAUCUGAUCGGGCGCUCCGGUGCAGAGGGUCCGUCAGGUCCCCCGAACCCCUUCUCCAAUGGUCCGCCGUCGGGCUCCUUGAUGCGGGAACCGGGCUACCCCCACCAGACCCAGCUGCAGGCCGAGGCCUCGCGCAAUAGUCUGGCUUCGAUCAACACGGCCGAUUCACGGAACGCGUCGCUCCAUUCACUGAGCACCGGCAAGUCCCCGACCCAGAGCGCCAAAACCGGCAUUACUUCAGUCUCCGGCUCGCAAAAUUCCUCCGGCUACGAUUACAGCGCGCCGCCCUCCGCCAGCAGCGUCGCCUCGCCCAACGGCUACACUCACUUCCCUCCGAACUAUUCCUAUUCCCAGCAACCGAGCGGCCCGACAUACCCUCCGGCGCAUUACGAUAGUCGACCGUACAUGGGUGCGACGCGCGUGGAAGAGGUCAAGGGUGGAUUCGUGGGCCGUCCGAUACCGGGUCAACCCCAUAGCGAUUCGGUAAAACGACAUCUAGACGUUUACGAUGUGGAGACGUCUCUGAAUGAGAUUUCGGAGAUGAGCACACGAACGCUUGACUUUUCGCGGCACUACGCUGCUCGUGCACACCAGACCCAACGGUCUGGCCCGGUCUUAGGGUCUCUGCCCUCGCUGGGGGAGGUGGAAGAUAUGCUCCAUAUGCAGCGUCGGAACCAAGAUGCACUCAUCCGGAUACGGACAGCGGUAGUCAACCAGGAACAGGCGUUGGCGGAGCAGCUGGCGCAACGCAAAGCGUACAAGCCUGGGGAAGACGAACACAUGGCCAUGUACCAAGAGGAGUUCAAGGGAACGGGUGGGUUCGCCGGGCCGGACUCGAAAAAACGGCGUGGAAAGGCGGCCCCUCCUGGUCGUUGCCACAGCUGUAACCGAGCCGAAACACCGGAAUGGCGUCGCGGUCCAGAUGGUGCCCGAACGCUGUGUAACGCCUGCGGGCUGCAUUACGCCAAGCUGACCCGAAAGAUGGGCGCUAACAAAGCGGCGACCCUGGGAUCGAACCUGAAGCCCAAGACGGUCCUCGGCUCCGCAUCGCCAACCAGUCAUUGAAGCUGUUCUUCUCUGCGACUUCUUUUUCUCAUGUGGCGUUGGAAAAGGGCGGGAAAUAGAACCGGG